AUGAGGGCCCGUCGAGGAUACAGCAAAGGAGGGUGCAGGGAAUGCAAGCGACUCAAGCGAAAAUGCACCGAAGAAAAGCCAAGUUGCAAGGAGUGCAUCCGACUCCUGAAGGUUUGCACCUACCCUGAAGCAGGCGAGUCUGUUCAAAGAGUAUCUAGAAAAGUCAUGCGCGAAAACCCGAAACGAUUCGACAAGUUUGAGACCGCCAAGGCUAGGAGGCGAGCAAAGCCACUUACAAUCCAAAUGUACCAUGGCCCUGAAAAGCAUCAGAAACGCACCAAAACAGUGGCGAAAGAGACGAGUCCCGAAGACCAGAAAUUCUCGAGUGUUUCUUCGCUAGAGAGGCUAUACGGCCGAUCUUUUCACAGCAACUCGUUUCCUCAAAGCAAUAUGCGAAGCCACUCUGCUCAGGGCGAAUCGCAAGCUCACACGCCCCUGCAAUUUCAUCACGAACCCACUGCAACUCACCUGCUGACUAUUCAGCAACAGGACGUCCCUCAAAGCUCGCAAUUUGGUUUCCACCAGGGAGGAGGAGGAGGAGGAGGCGAUGUCGACCCAAACUCAUUACUACUCGGAGACGUCUACAACAAUGAAGACCUUAGCGUGUUGGCGGCAGAUUUGAAUAAUCUUGUCAACGACAUCAUGUUCACCUCGAAUAUAAGCCAGCAUCAAGAAGACUUUGAUCAAAACUUGUUUGACCCAUACUUCAAUAUACCCACUGUUUAUGUCGACGACAUCCCCAAGCAUAUACCGCUCGAUUACAUCAAUUUGAAAACCGACGACGAAAGACGCUAUUUAAAAGAGUUUUACGACAUCUUUGCCAUGGAGAUAUUGCCAUUUGGAGCGUUUGAUAAAAACACGGGGCUAUACUCCAACCCUAUUCGCGACGUGAUUAUGAAAUACGCUGCGGGGGAGCCGUUUCUUCUCUCCGCUGUUUUGUCCCAGGGCGCGAAAUUGGAGUCCAACAAGAAACUGUCAACAAGCAAAAAGGAUUUGGAAAACUGUGGAACUUAUUUGUCGGCGUGCUUGAAAUUGUUGGGGCCCGCGCUUAGUCGGAAUCGUGAUAAACUAGUCAAGGAUGACUUGACCUCAAAUAUCGAAAGUAUAUUGAUAACUGUGUUAUUAUUGACGUCCUCAAGUGCCACGACGGAGAAACAGAGCUGGCGACCUCAUUUGAAAGGGGCCAAGGAUAUCAUUGUCAAGGCGACAAAUCGAAAGAUCCGGCUGUCCAAGACGUUGAUUUUGUGUAAAUUGUGGUUUGCCGACUUUGAGAUAUUGGCGGGUUUAAGUUCAGAUUUAGGGGGAACUCUUCGAACAAAGGAAGAAAUGGACUCGGUUCUCAACUUUGACGAUGAAUACGUCGAGUCGGUGUUGCGACAAUCUGAUUUGAUACAGGAUAACGGGUUCAAUGUUGUUUCCGGCUAUCAUAAAGAUUGCACUCCCUAUUUCAAGACUCUUUGCGAAUUGGUACGGCAGAAGCGCGAAAACGAGAGGUUCUUGUCGGAGGAUUCUCUCGAGUACCUUGACCUAAUCAGUGGGUUCCACUCGCAAUACAUGGUGACGUUUUUCACUCGAAUUCCUCACACUACAGCCCAGACAAUCAACGGGUUUAUAACCGACUCAACGAACUUGAUGGGAUCACUCCAGAAAAUCGACGGAUCUACCUUGAGAAUCAGCUGGAUGGAUAUUUCACAGCAAGCGUAUUCAUUAGCAGGGUUGAUCACUGUAUUCACCGAAUUGCUCCAAAACCCAGCAGAGUCGACCCACGUGAAGCAUCUUGUCACAAAAGUGGUCAAUUUGAUCCGGUGCUUUGAAAAUACCAGGGACUACAUGAACAUGACUUUUCCUUAUGCGUUCCUGAUGAUCCAAUGGCCCGUGGCAGUGGCAGGAACGAACUGCACUGAACGGCGGCACUAUCCUUUGAUUGAAAACUUCUUUGGCAUCUGCUGUCAAUUGGGCUCCUUCAAUGCCAAGUGCACACUUGAGAGAUUAAAGAAAUUGUGGGCUCUUCGAGAGUCAGGACAGCCUGUGGCAAAUGUCGAGCUGGAUGAUUUUGAUAAAAUUGCAUACUGA
Lodderomyces beijingensis is the source of this 2073-nucleotide messenger RNA. The record is from the annotation of a GenBank genome assembly. NCBI's taxonomy places the organism in Eukaryota, Fungi, Ascomycota, Pichiomycetes, Serinales, Debaryomycetaceae.